Ectocarpus siliculosus is the source of this 1919-nucleotide messenger RNA. The record is from the annotation of a GenBank genome assembly. Lineage: Eukaryota; Phaeophyceae; Ectocarpales; Ectocarpaceae.
CUGGUGUAGAGUGCCACCUAAAGCUCACCAAUCGACGCGAAACAGAGAGCAAUAGCAGGGUUACUGCCGGGGCUUCUCGCUGCCGCGACUGGGGGAAAGGGACACCGAACAAUGUGGAAACCGGACGAGGUGGUUCCAGAUCACAGGCGGCGGGCUCGUGUGCUGUGGGCCAUCAUGAUGGUGGGAAUUGUCACAUAUGUCGGUUGGCUCGUGUACAAAACGGUGGAGAGAACGAAGUCUCCAAACACCUCUGUCGAGCUGUCGAACGUGGUGUACACGUACCCAGACCUCUGGGUGUGCCCAUACAACCAGUAUGGCUGCGAUGACAUCACCCUCGAGCUGGGAUGUGUGGAGUCGUCGUGGGAAACUGAGGCAGGCCCACCCAACGCGAUUUUCUACAACAGCGAAGGGACCGACCAAAACGCGACAGACCCACUGGAAAUCGAGGCUACCUGGGUCGACACGAGUGCCAUAGAGGGGAUCGUAAAGGGGAGAGGACUCUGUGUGGAGUUCAAGACAUCGGCUGCGACCGCUUUUGUUGGGCAAGAGAGGGACCCCGACGAAUACUUGGACUACAUCCUCUUGGAUAUGUAUUGGUACCCCAGCGGCAAUGAGACGACGGAUUCUACGACGUGCGUGGAAGAUGGAGAAGAGUGGGAGCCUCACAGAGAGUGGGUGUACGCGUUCCUGACCGAUCCAGAGGACGUUACCAUGGUGUCGACGGCAGUGCAGUUGUCCUACAGCUGCAUUACGAGUGCAUCCACCAGCCACGUCUUCAACUCGGUGGGAAUCGGCCUCACCAACCAGAUUAAAUAUGCCGCAGACGAUGUUUCUUCGUACAAGGCUGUAUCGAUAAACUCCGGGGUGUACAAGGAUCAGGCGGACGCUGACAUCACCAAGCCAUACGCCCGUUUGUCGAUGGAGCUCAAGCAACAGUUUGACUCGUGGGAGAUCAUCACAGAAGCGGACCCAUUCGAAUUCGCCGAGAUUCUUGGUAACAUCGGAGGGUUUUGGGAUCUGAUCCUGAUUUUAUGGCCUUUAUUCUUUGUGGCGGCCAGCCAGCCAGAGCCAAAUCUCAAGCCUCGCAACUUUGCAAAAUCGGUCACCAGGACAGUAGAGCGCGCCUCGGGCAUCACGAAAACGGUCGCCAAUUCGGGGCCUAUGAGGCGUGUAGAAUCUAUCGAGAUGAGAAAUGAAACGAGCGGUGCAUCCCUGGAAGACGGCUUCCAAGAAGAGCCGGCGCCGUGGGAACAUCCACCCGCGUUAGGGGUACAGAGGAGCGUUUCGAGAAGAGUACCUAAUAGCUUCCGGGUGAUACAGCCCGAUGUGUGACCCGUUUGGGACAUACAUCCUCAAAGUUGGUCGGAAAAUAUGUGCCAUGGUCUUUCCCAAUAAGUGCUUUUGCAAAGGCGCUCCAUUUUAUAUUUAGAAUGAACCAAUACAUGUUUGAUUAGGGAUAACCUUUGCAAUGUAAAUAUUACAAUCGGUGAGGAUGGCGCAUUGUCGUGUUUUUUUAUUCUUUGGAGUAAAAUACCAUCUGGGUGGGCAUGUCUUGUACAGAACCACCUGCCGAGUUCCGUAUUGAUGCAAGCAGCGGGCCAGUCGCUGUUUGGCAGCAGCAAGCGCGUUUGUAUUUUAUUCUUCAGUGUUGCCUGGGAUCGAGGGAUAGCCAGUGAUUGCCAAGGAAAGGAAAAGUAAAGGAAGUUAGACUGAAACAGAGCCGCAAAUCUACACACACUGGGCAGAUUCCCUCCACAGUGAAAUAUCGAGUCAUAUUUGGCCUCGGCUUGGGGUCCGCGUGCGCAAGGGCUUUCUGGUUUUGGCCUGAUUGGGAGUUUUUCUGGGUGCUAGACAUCUGUCUCCCUUUUGUGCGCUUCGCUCGCUAUUUCGAAGGCAAAAAUGAAACCCUUAGACUACAU